Molecule: messenger RNA, 1078 nt
Organism: Centruroides sculpturatus (bark scorpion)
Lineage: Eukaryota; Metazoa; Arthropoda; Arachnida; Scorpiones; Buthidae
Product: protein YIPF3-like
Exons: 10
Coding region: 156-953 (265 amino acids)
Cellular component (GO): Golgi apparatus
Source: RefSeq, a predicted model, not a curated record
UAUAAAUCUAGGAAUUCUAGGCAUUUCUGGAUAUAAAUUCAAUUAAAAAUAUUAAAAGUAAUUAUUUUAUUGUUUGAGUAGUUUAUUCUUCUUCUAUUCUUUUGUGGCAACACUAUCAACGAUCAUCUGGCAACCGUAAACAAAUGUAAUCCAAAAUGGCGACUUAUAGAGGACAAAUCGGUCCGAAUUCGGGAGCCGAAAUAAUUGACAUUCCUGAAAAUGUUUACACUGAAUCAACUGAAGAUAAUUUGAGAAAGCAGGAUGAGAAAGAAGAUGUUGGUGGUUUUAAAUUUGGGCCAGCUGUAUCCACACUUAUGUGGCAAGCUGGAAAACAACAUGCAGAAAAGGCUUUUAAUUUAUAUGCCAAUAUUGAUAUCUUGAGACCAUAUUUUACUGCUGAACCACAAGAAAUUGUCCAAAGGAUUUUACAAUCAUUUGUUCCAAAACUUCCUUCUCAUUUUACUUCAAUGGUUCUUCCUGAAGAAUUGUAUGGUCCAUUAAUGCUUGUAUUUACUUUGAUUGCUCUUCUAUUAUAUGAAAUGAAGAUUUCUGGUCUUGUAGUGAAAGAAGGAACAUUGAUGGGUACAGCAUUUGGAGUUAGUUUUGGUUAUUGGUUAGGAGCUGCAGCAUUUGGAUAUCUGUUAACUUAUGUCUGCAAUACAAAAUUGACUUUCAUUCAAUACCUUUCAUUAUUGGGUUAUUCUCUAUCUGGUCAUUGUAUUAUUUUAUUCCUUGGUACUGUGUUUCACCCUGAACAUACACAUACAUUUUUUUAUAUCUUAUGGAGCGUUAUUGGUGGAUUAUCAGCAGCUAGAGUGGUUUGUGUACUUUUGGCUAAUAUGUCCGGUCAUCCUCAGCGACUAGUUGUUUGUUUUGUAAUAGCUUCAUUAAACAUGUUAGAUAUAUUAUAUCUGCAUUUUGCAUUUCAUAAAAUUGUUAAAGUUUUCAGUUAAGCAAGUUUUAAAAAGUAAGUGAAACUACCUGAAUAUUUAUGUCUAAAAAUAAAAUAAACAAACAAAAUUGUGCUUCUUGGUGAAGUAAAAUUUGCUUAAAAUAAAUUUAUGUUGUAAAUAUUUGU